Messenger RNA from Staurois parvus, 438 nucleotides. The record is from the annotation of a GenBank genome assembly. NCBI's taxonomy places the organism in Eukaryota, Metazoa, Chordata, Amphibia, Anura, Ranidae.
AUUAGAGAUCUUACAUGGAGGAGAAGUUGCAUACCUGUCCGGAGUGCGGGAAAUGUUUUUCAUGUAAGUCCUAUUUUUAUAUAUACCAGUGAUAACACAAGAGGGAGCAGCCAUACCCUUGUUCAGAGUGCGGGAAAUGUUUUUCAAAGAAGUCCAGCCUGCAUAUGUAUCAGAGACUUCACACAGGUGAAAAGCCAUAUGUGUGUCCUGAGUGCAGGAAACACUUUUCAGAGAAGCUUAGUCUUCACACACAUUAGAGAUCUUACACGGAGGAGAAGUUGCAUACCUGUCCGGAGUGCGGGAAAUGUUUUUCAUGUAAGUCCUAUUUUUACAUAUACCAGUGAUAACAAAAGAGGGAGCAGCCAUACCCUUGUUCAGAGUGCGGGAAAUGUUUUUCAAAGAAGUCCAGCCUGCAUAUGUAUCAGAGACCUCACAUGA